CGAAAAUCCUAAUGGGUGCUCAUGCUGUGCAGAGGAGUCCAUGGCCGAGAGGAAAAGCACUGGGAGGCUCGAGUGUGAUCAACUACAUGAUCUACAUUCGGGGCAACCCACACGACUACGACCACUGGGCACAAAACGGGUGCGAGGGAUGGUCAUGGAAGGAAGUGUUCCCGUACUUCCUCAAAUCAGAGGACAACCGAGAUCCUGCCGUUCUGCAAAAUGGGCACCAUAAUCACGGCGGCCCCCUCACUGUAUCUACCCCAGCAUACGCGACGCUAUUGGGUCACGCCUUCAUUGAUGCCGGUCUUCAACUAGGCUACCCAAACGUCGACCUCAACGGACCCCAGCAAACAGGUUUUGCCAUACCGCAAGGUACCAUAAGGCGAAGCGCCAGAUGCAGCACAGGCAAGGCGUUCGUGAAGCCUAUUCGUCAUCGAAAAAACCUGCACAUCACUCUCUACUCAGUUGCCACCAAGAUCCACUUCGACGAGUGGAACAACGCCCGUGCCGUCCAAUUCGAGCGCUUCAAGGUGCCCCACAUGGUGUUCGCCCGACGAGAGAUCAUCCUGUCGGCUGGAUCCAUCGGCAGCACCCAGCUCUUGCUCCUGUCCGGCAUCGGACCGAAACACGACCUGCAUCAGCUGGGAAUUCCUGUCAUCGCCGAUCUACCAGUGGGACACAACUUACAAGACCACAUCUACCCUGGCGGCAUGAACUUCCUAGUUGAGGAGCCGGUGUCUAUGGUCCAGACUCGAGUGUUCAACCUCAAACAAAUCCUCCGCUAUCUCACCAUAGGGAAAGGCCCUCUGACACUUUUGGGCGGUGUUGAGGGUCUGGCAUUCAUCAACACAAAGUACGCCAACAAAAGCAUGGACUGGCCGGACAUCGAAAUCCACUUUUUGUCUGGAUCGCCUGUAUCCGACGGAGGUCAGAUAUUCAGGCGUACCGAAGGCAUUGCUGACGAGCUUUGGGAGAAAGUUUACGCACCUUACGUUUAUGCGGACACAAUGUCCGUGUAUCCGGUACUGCUGAGACCCAAAUCUCGAGGAUUCAUCAAGUUGCGGUCCCGGAACCCCCACGACCCGCCUAUCCUGGACCCAAAGUACCUCAGUCACCCAGACGACAUCAUGACACUAGUUGAUGCAAUGAAGUUCUCAAUGGCGGUGGCCGAAGCGCCAGCUUUCAGGAAGUACGGCGUUCGUAUGUGGGACUUGCCGUUCCCCGGAUGCGACCACUACAAGCACCUUAGCGACGAGAACCUGGCGUGCAUGGCGCGGUCCUUCACCAACACUAUUUACCACCCUGUCGGCACGGCAAAGAUGGGACCAGCUUGGGACCCGACCACAGUAGUGGACCCACAGCUUAGGGUCAAAGGGGUGCAACGACUGCGGGUCAUCGACGCCUCCAUCAUGCCCACGAUCGUGUCGGGCAACACCAACGCGCCGGCGAUCAUGAUCGGCGAGAAAGGGGCUGACAUUGUCAAGGCCGCCUGGGCCCACCACAGCAACUUCCACGAGCAGUUGCACGAGGCUGCCAAGCGCAAGAGGUGACCACGGUCGGCCGAGAGCCGCGCGAAGCAGCGGCCGCAAGCGCUGCAAGCACUCUUGCCAAAGACUGUUGCCGAGGCAUUUCUCACUAUACGCCAGCGCCACAAACACGUGCCGUGUGCUGUGCACAAGGACUCAUAGACCGUCGGGCCCAGCGCCGGGGACAAUAGAUCUGUGAGCACUAACAGCUGAGACACGCACGCACUGACCUCGCCAAACGCACGCAAGCCACUCCACGUACUGCCUUCGGCAUUUCGGGAUUAUAUGCUGUUGAGCGCCGAUAACACAUCACCUGUGUAUUCCAAACUAUUCACCAACUCGAAACUCCACGUCGACACAAAUAUCUACGUAGCCUUACAAGCAAAUGUUCUAAAAGACUUGCAUGUAAGAUCCCUUCAGUGAUGAUGAUGAUUAUGAUGAUGACUUAUUGGCAUCCCCUCUGAAACGGGGUGGUGAAAAAUAUUCACCUGGAUUGGUUGAGCUAAUCAGGUAUGUUAUACAUGCUUUUCAGUCUAGCAGUCUGCCUAUAUCUGCUCAAUCUUCUUUCUCCUGCUGGUAGCUUCUAAGCCUGCCUUGUGCCGUUACCUAUACCUAUAACAGAUCUUGUCCUAUAAAUGUUUUUCGUCAUCUGUCGAUCACAAGGAUUAUUGGUGACAGUUCCGCCCAUUGAAUGAAGUGACACUACGCCUUAAUAAUCAUGGAGUCAGAGAUUGGGUGGUCGGUGCUGCAUAAUCUCAGAGGUAAUGCAAUCCUUUUCCACGGUUAUUUAUCAACGAAUACUUUGUAAUCAGGCAAUUUCAUCGUGUUCAUGAAUGCACGGGAGUAAUGAUGUGUUUCUCAAACAGCUUCUUAUUGGAGUCGCUGAGGGGUGCUACUGAAGAGAAGGAAGUUAGUGGUGCUGGGCUCCACUUGGUGUAGUCGAAGAAGAGCUUCAAGUCCCAGGACUUCUGUGAUCACAGGGCUUAAAAUAAUAUGUAGCAUCACUUUCCAUCAUCACUUUCGUAUACAAUUCGUCCCGUCAUGACACUGCCGGAUUUACACCAUUUUACCUGUUGUAUGGCCGCGACCCCACCUUGCCCUUUGACACGUUGCUACCUGCCGCAGUACAAUUACCCAGCACCUCCACCAAAAUGUUGCAGGAAGAAAGCAGGCCCACGAGUAUAACAUAAUGUAUAUUUACAACAGAGGUAUAUGGCGUUCAGGCAACUGCCAGACUUCAUCUUCCUCUAGUCCAAUUCAACUUCUUCCUUCUCUUCACCGUAACAAUAUUGACAUGCAAGAAUUGCAGGCAUUAAGAAAAGCAAAACAUACGUUCUCGUUGCUCGUUGGAGCACCACCCGCGAGAAGCCCAGCGGUAACUUGGCCGAGACCUGUCAUACCGCCGCAGUGUGGAGUGGCUUGCGCACAUGCGGCAAAGACUGUAACGUGCUUAUAGGUGUUGUUGUUCCCCUUCGCCCAAGAAGACAGGCCUUCAGCACUGAGAUCGGCAACAAUACGCUCUGCUGUGGCCACAGAAGAUCACCACGAGGAAUACGCGGAAGAAAGCCAGUGCUGGGCUAGCGAAGAACUAGACUGCAUGGAUUUUCGCUGAAGACCAGUCGGAAGUUGCCGUUAGUUGGGUCUUCGGCCAUUCCUUACGCUUUCACAAACUUCAAACAUUAACCGACACUCACCACCACCGUAUGACUGACAACAGAAAAGCAAGAGUGACAAUUUGUGGAGUUGUUCUGAAGAUUGGAGUGCCUUAAACGUGCGCGGGAUCUGAAGACUUCGCUUCGUGUUCCACUUGGUGUGUAGAAUGUUUGAUUGAGUCUGCGAUGAAAGCAACCCGGACAACGUGCUACCAUCGUGAAUGCAGAAGUCAGGAUUUGUACUUGGAGUGGUGUAAUGAUACCGUGGUGAAAUUCCUGUUGUACUAUACAAGUAGAGCUGGGCUCGAGGUUUAACGCUUUCUGAGUGCGAACGCACAGGCUGGCAAAACCGCUGCAGAUUGGCAUUAUGUUGUACGGCGCUAUACAAAUAGUUCCGCCGUAGUUUCCUGAGGCCCCAAGCUUUCGCACGGCACCAUGCGACCGUGUACCCAUUGCACCAGAGCAAGGAAGGAUAAGGGCAUACGGUACUAUAAUGUUGUAUGCAAUGGUUGCGGUUCGCUACAGUUCUCUGAAAGAGCCUGAGCGUUUUCUUGACACGUUAUGACUAACUGCGCAAAGUGGCUCGUAUGACCUUUGUACAUUACUGCUGCCAAUGUGCAACUCCUGAGCGGCCUAUCUGAUGGGCAAGCCAACGCAAUUGGUAAAAUGCAGUAAAGGCAUGCGAGAAUAAAGUCAACUGCGUCGCAGAUCAUCUAUUUUUCAUGAGGCUUUCAAGAGUAAUACUUCAUGCAGAUAAUGCUGCAUUUACCUCUCAAUACGAAGGUAUGUAUUUUUUGUUGUAUAAAUGCGUGUACAGAAAAAUGCAUCCCUCUUGCAGGACUAGCACAUGUUUUGAAGAUCUAAUUAAUUUGGAUUAACAAUCUCUUGCCAUCUGUUGUAAAGUUUCAGCAGCAUCAAGUGUCGGAUAGCGCCUCGCAAUUCUUUGCGCCUUGAUAGUAAAUAAUAUUCAAAUAAGCCGAUCUACAAAUUCCAUUCAUGAUUAAAAAUCUAUUAUGUUUUCAUUUACCUUUUCAACUAAUGCACGUAACCCAAUAUGCAGCCUAGCAACACUAUUAAAAUAUGACGGCAUUGUAUCCGAUAAAGUGGGGAUCUUAGCUGCCUGGUUUUCCUUUUCUGCCUAUACUACCUCAAGCAUCAUGAUAAUGUCAAGCUAAAUGCGAAGCCACUUACGUAGGAAAGCUCAAUCGCUCAGCAAACACUGGAAUUUAGAGCAGCAUGCUUUUAUGCAUAGAGAUGCGGUCUUUUACUCCGUACUACUUGCAUGAACAUAGGCCUUAAAAAGCUCAAGGCAAUCAAUAUAUGAUUUUAACAAUAUUCUGUUGAGGUUCGCCAACUUGUACAGAUUUCACCAACCUUUAUGUGAUCUUUUUAUCUGUACAAAUAACUUAUGAUAGCCUUGCUUCCCUUCGUUUCCAUCCCUAAAUGCUUAGAACAAAAAUUAAAUGUUCAUGUAGUGUUUAACAAUGUUACUGCAAUCUGAGAAUUUGCGAAAUAUGAUGUACAGACUGCCACCAGUGUGCCCCGACAUUUCUUUUUCUGGUUCAACAUUGUUUGGGCAUCCGUAAUGUUUUAGUGGUAACUGCAAGAAAUAUAGUGCAAAAAACUAUUGUCUGAAACGUAAGGCAGAUGAUCUGAUAUGUCGAAUUCGCUGACGGGGCUCACAUAGCAGGAUUUUUUGCAGUUUCAAAUUGCUUUCUUAUGGAAAAGUGCAUACGUUGGCAUGUCUGUUUCUAUGGACUGCAUACUAAAUAAGAAAGGAAAAGAAGAAAAGAAACUUGAAAAUGAGGCGCAUGUAAGUUCUAAUUGCUUGUAGGACAUGGAGCGCAGCGGCAGCUAGCUGUAGGGCCAACAGUUGAUUCUAACCAAACAUCAAUAGCUUUCUCAAGUAUUACGGUAUACACAAGAAAGCCUGUCAUCAUGACGUUCACCACUUGCAAGUAAAAUCUGCUGGAGCUGAAAGUGACAAUCAAUUCUUGCACAUACUGUGAUUUACUAGACUUCGGUGUUUUUGUGUGGCUGGCUUCGAUUCCAGAAAGCUCGACGCUUCGUUCCAGCUUCCCUGAAGUUUUAAGUCACUGUGGUAGAAUGCGUUCUCUUCAACCCCACGUCGAGCAACUUCUUCAGCGAAAUAUAUGUACUGUGAAGUUUGUGCUUGGGCGUUAAUCGUUUUCUAUUACAUUUUGGUUUCCUGCGUGUGUGUGUAUGUGUACCGUAGUGUGCUGGCGUCCGCGACAGUGGUUGCGAAAAGAGAAAAUGAAUUUUCGUUUGUGCUUUGCAGCUUUCUCCACUGAUGUUGCUCGUAAGCGACUCUUUUUCCGCAAGAGACCUUCCUUGGAAGAGUGCCUCGAUGUCUUUUUCGCUUAAUUUUCUGUUGGUGGUUUAAUUCGCCUCGCAAGAGGCUAUGCUUGGUGGCCGAGGCCAAAUGUUUUGCAUCUGUAAUUUAAUUAUUGCAGCUUUUGUCCAUAAAAAAUCAUCUAUCCUGAUUCUUGCGUGUCCAAGGAAGUAACAUUCAUUCGUCUAAUAAACCGCGUGAAUUAGGACGUGUUAAGGGCACCAUUUCAGGAUGAUAUGAGUUAUAUGGUGGUUAAAUUUCUUGUUCAGCUUUGUUGUUCUGCGCUUUUAUAUUAUAGUUCAGGCGAAAUUUUUGUUGUGUACACUGGUGACAAUGGCUUGCUCGAAGAAUACUCUUUGCUGACACUUGUUCAAUAAAAAUGACCGCAAGCGUUAUUUGUA
This is a messenger RNA of Dermacentor andersoni, 5932 nucleotides long. Its product is annotated as glucose dehydrogenase [FAD, quinone]-like. Lineage: Eukaryota; Metazoa; Arthropoda; Arachnida; Ixodida; Ixodidae. The record is from RefSeq and is a predicted model, not a curated record. Gene Ontology annotation, molecular function: flavin adenine dinucleotide binding; oxidoreductase activity, acting on CH-OH group of donors.